AUGAGCGUGGAGGCCUUGACCUGUGUCGAGAACGCCUUGCUGCUUGAGCAACAGGGGAAGCUGCGGGAGGCGGAGGAGUGGUUCACGCUGGCGAUUCACAGGCUCCGCGGGGCGCUGCAGGACAAAUCCCUCGGCAACUCACAGUCGCUGGUGCUCACAGAACACUUGCAUGACGCCGCACGUCGUCUCCAGCAGAUACGCAGCGUCAUGCGCGCCGAGGAGGAACGACAGCGGCAGCGCCAGCAGGAACAGCCGAAGCCAGGGCCGCAGGACUCGAGAAGGCAAAUGCCAUCCACACCGCCACCCGUAAGAGAGCAGAAGCGAGCAGAGGUGGUGCCUGCCGUUCGUCCACCAUCCGUUCCUGUACAUGCAGCGACGCCGAAAAGACAACAACAACAACGGCAGCAACAGCAGCAACGGCGGUCGGACUACUCAUUAGCGUGGGCUUCUCCCUCGCGUGCUUCGGAUACCGUCAAGAAGGCCAUAGACAUCGCCACAACAUUGUUGCAGCAGAAAAAGUACAAGCAGUCGGUGGAUGUCUUGCAGCAUGCGUAUGAUGUAGGGAAUAAGGAGCGCAACAAGCCCGGUAACUUUCACCGCAUUGAGGAAUAUCUUGUUCUUUUGCGGCGUGAGUACUACAACCACUUCAAACCACGAUUCCUGCAAGACAACCCGGUGCUCCCAGCGGAGAUGGAUGUUUUGCGGAGGUCGGGAAUCACCAAUACGAUUCAACUGCCCAUGUGGGAUGAUGUACAGGAGGGGUACGCCAGGGAAAAUGUCUUUAUGCCAUGUGAGGGCCACUGGGAGGAUCCAUUUACGCCCCGCCUAUCAACAUCGCAGCGGGCAGAAGGGGCAAAAUAUCUUCGAAUUGGCGAAAUCAAGCCGAAUGCCGAUCUUUGCAUAAUUCGCUCUGCUGAUCCAUUGAAUGUGAAGCAAACUGUUGUGGGGGACUGCUCGAUGGUAUGCAGUCUCAUCAUCUGCGCCUCCUAUCAACAACGGUUUCCAAAAGGGAAGAUCAUUAGUAACGUCAUUUAUCCUCAGGACAACAAUGGUGAUCCCAUUGUUAACCCCAAAGGAAAGUACUGUGUCAAGAUGCUCAUCAAUGGCAUGACCCGCCUUAUUGCCAUUGAUGACCGUUUUCCCGCAGCCCCGCGUACGGGGAGGUUACUCUGUACAUACAGCAAGGACGAGACAGAGUUAUGGGUGUCUAUCAUGGAGAAGGCGUUUGUUAAGCUCUGCGGUGGGAGCUACGAAUUUCCGGGGAGUAGUAGCAGCAGCGAUCUUUACAAGCUCUCCGGGUGGCUUCCUGACAGUGUUUCGUUUGAGUCCAAAGAAUUUGACCCUGAACUUCAAUGGAAGAGGCUCUACACACGACAUGUGAAUGGAUCUGUUCUUAUAACGGCGAGUACAGGGACAUUGUCAGAGGAGGAGGAGAAGAGGUUGAAACUUGCCGCCUCUCACGCAUAUGCAGUCCUGAUGAUACGAGAGGUGGAUGGGGAACGUCUCCUACAGCUCAAAAAUCCAUGGAGUCGCCAGUCUUGGUCUGGAAUGUACUCUGUUGAUGACAGGAGAGAGAAGUCCAGGGCUCUUCUGGCACAGUUGCAGUACACGGAGGCUUUGGCCGAUCAAGGCGUAUUUUGGAUCACAUGGAAGGACCUUUGUGCCCAUUUUUCACGGUGUUCUCUCAGCUGGAACCCUUACAUGCUCUAUAAGAUGCCAGACGGCAUGUCGCAAAGGCCAACACGAUUGUCGUGCCAUAGACGCUUCCCAUACACGAUGAGCACAGGACAGGUGCCGCAGUUUCACAUUGGGGUCAUCAACGCGCCAAGGCCAUCCCGCAUGCAUCUUGUCUUUGCGCGUCACACCAGCAACGUGGAAUCGUUUGGAGUGCAGUUUGUAAAGGAUGAUCCAAAAGUACCGUAUGUGGCGGUAAAAGUUUAUGACGUGACGCAAUUUCCUUCCAUCGCACAGCACCUUGGCGCGUCCUGCAGCUUUGAGACGUGUUACUGCCGUCGUCUUGCGCAUGGAACGGAGCUGGAGGCGGGAUUUACACCGCUUCAUGACGUCUCCUACAAGAACAUGGCCGAGCACACAUUAAGUUUUAAUUGCCCCGCUGGGACAAGCAAUUUGCUUGUUGCUCUUAGCCGUAUAGAGUCCACAGUGAAGGAGGAAUUUAGCUUUUCGCUCACACUGCAUACAGAGUGGCCUCAAAUAAAAUUGAAUGGGGAGAAACGAUCCCCUUCGGGUGUUUACAUGCACUUCAUUCCGCAGAGCCAACUCAAGCACUGCACCGUCCGACAAGGAAAAUGGGAGAAGGGGGUAAGUUGCGGUGGCAGAACGAGCUUGCAGACGUUUGCGUAUAAUCCCCAGUACCUUCUAACACUCUCCAAACCAUCAAUGCUUUCGGUGCGGCUGAACGUUCCGGAGUGUGAAGUGUCGGCGCAGGUGCAUCUUGUACGGAAGGAACAGAAUCCGGCACGUGAGCAGGUAAAAUGGUCGUCCAGGGUCAGUGCCCUCAAUGAGGAGUGUGUGUUUUUUUUGCAUGCACCGUUGUACGCCCACGGAGGUGUGGUGGUGGACACAAGCCUCUGGAGGUGUGUCACUUUCGACCCUAGGCAACUUCUUGGCGAGAGACGGAAGGAGAAAGAAAAGGCAGUGGCCGAGCCGCCUUCGCCUUUACCCGCGGGUGAAUACACCAUUGUGCCGGCGUUGUGGGAUAAGGGCGUGCCUGCGGUAUUUGAGCUCGUCGUGGAAACGACAGAACCGCAUGAGUUGCGUGAGAUACCUCCGGAGGGGGUCGGCUUUGUGGAGACGACGCUGCAGGGGAAUCUGAUAGGCGGUGCCACGGCCGGACUGUCCAUGUUGCUGCUGCCGCGGACCGAUGCUUACUUUUCCAGCAACUGCAAGGCCUGCCUUGUGGCCACGAAUCCAUGCGUGCUGACGGCACGGUUGUUGCUUUUGCUUGCCGACGACACGAAGAAUGACGUUUCUACCAAUCUGUCUCUUUUCCGCUCGAAGGAUGCUGCAACGAUGGAGCGCAUCGCAUCAUCUGGCCCGUACGAAUUGUGCGGAGUGGCGUUGCCGCCAGUUAAACUGGAUGCCAACGUGACAUAUGUCCUGGUUAUGUCGUCUGCCAAACCAUCCCACGCAAAGUACGCGCUGCGAUUGUAUUCCAGCACGGCUAUCAGGGCCUGGUUGCAGUGA
Messenger RNA from Trypanosoma cruzi, 3204 nucleotides. RefSeq names its product calpain-like cysteine peptidase, putative. The transcript has a single exon. Gene Ontology annotation, biological process: proteolysis. The record is from RefSeq and is a predicted model, not a curated record. Gene Ontology annotation, molecular function: calcium-dependent cysteine-type endopeptidase activity. Lineage: Eukaryota; Euglenozoa; Kinetoplastea; Trypanosomatida; Trypanosomatidae. Bases 1 to 3204 code for a protein of 1067 amino acids.